Molecule: messenger RNA, 3299 nt
Organism: Microstroma glucosiphilum
Lineage: Eukaryota; Fungi; Basidiomycota; Exobasidiomycetes; Microstromatales; Microstromataceae
Product: Cse1-domain-containing protein
Exons: 2
Coding region: 107-3178 (1023 amino acids)
Biological process (GO): protein export from nucleus; protein import into nucleus
Cellular component (GO): nuclear envelope; cytosol
Molecular function (GO): small GTPase binding; nuclear export signal receptor activity
Source: RefSeq, a predicted model, not a curated record
CACUUUUCUCCGUCAGUGGCCUUCUUCUAGACUUCUUCUCUUCCCUCGGCAUCUCCACCUUCCCACCAUACAUACCAACCCCCUCACACCCACGACUGGAAACGCCAUGGCAGACGGCGCCGAUCAGUUGUCAACCCUCCUGUCCCAGACGCUGGCAUCGGACCCAGCAGUGCGGGCAGCAGCAGAACAACACCUCGUGGCCCUCUCCACUUCCUCGCCCUCACACGUACCCUCACUCUUGCAACUGAUAGCAGCCUCAGAGUCCCCUAGCAACAUCCGGCUCGCCUCGUCCAUUCAUUUGAAGAACAUCAUCAGGACACGGUGGGACAAUGAAGAGGCCCAAGAGGCUGAGCUGCCUCCCAUCGACGAGACUAGCAAGGCUACCUUGCGUCAAAACCUUCUACCCCUCCUCCUCUCCCUCUCGGCGCUCAACAGCCCCGCGCCCCUCCCACUGCGUCUUCAGCUCAAUACAGCCCUCUCUCUCGUAGCCUCUCACGACUUCCCCAGGACGUGGACUGGACUGUUAGAUGACAUUGUAGUCAAGCUCUCUGAGCCCAACCCAGACUUGGGAGUCGUGCAGGCAUGUCUGUCCACACUUCAUGAGGUCACAAAGGCAUGGAGGGGCCAAUUCAGAAGUGACAAGCUUUAUGAGGAGAUCAACUACGUCCUCGGAAAGUUUGCACCGGUGUGGUGGGAGAGCAUCAAGGCGACUAAUCAAGCACUGCUAUCACCGGCUACUCCAGCUACACAGAUGAAGCCGCUACUGAACAUUCUGCAUCUCGAGCUACUUCUCUUUUACGACCUCUCUUGUCAAGACCUCCCGCCGCUCUUUGAGGACAAUCUCGCCGAGGUCUCCUCUCUUCUGCUCCACUGGCUCUCAUACUCUCCCGACUCGUCUCGCCUGCCUCAAGACGAGGAUGAAGAGAAGCCGGACGAGUUGACCAACGUCAAGGCAGCCGUUUGCGAAGUCAGCGAGCUUUACGCACAAAGAUACCUCGACGCUUGGGAGCCUCAAGUUGCCGGGUUUGUUCAGGCGGUGUGGGAGAUGCUUGGCAAGCUCGAGGGAAAAGCAGGCGGAAAGUACGAUGCCCUUCUCUCAAGGGCUUUGAGCUUCCUGAGCGUCAUUGUACGCCAGCCCUCUCUGCGUCACCUUUUCGCACAAGGUGAAGGUGGAGGCAGCGUCAUGGAAUCACUCGUGCAGAGAGUCAUUCUUCCGAACGUUGGCAUGAAGGAAAGUGAGGAGGAAAUGUUCGAAGACGAGCCCUUGGCUUGGGUCAAACGCGAAGUCGAAGGCAGUACAGAGACAGAUACGCCUCGUCUUUCCUCUCUGGCUUUCCUGCGGUCACUUCUCGAGCACUUCACACAAGACAUCACCAGGAUCAUCUCGUCCUAUAUUCAGACAUAUCUCCAAGAGUACGCUGCCAAUCCUUCGCAAGAGUGGCGGAAGAAGGACGCCGCCAUCUGGCUGAUGACUGGAGUAGCUGCAAGAGGUGGGACUGGUCGACAUGGAGUUUCCGAGGCUUCGACAAAUAACCUGGUCAAUGUCGUCGAAUUCUUCUCGAACCACAUCUACUCUGAUCUGGAGGCAGCUGAGUCCAGCGGAACAGUGCAUCCGAUCUUGAAGGUCGACGCCAUUCGCUACCUGCACACUUUCCGCAACCAGCUCACCAAGGAGCAAUUGUUGAGUGUUCUCCCCUUGCUGGUGCAGCAUCUACAGAGCAGCAACGUCGGUAUCGCAACGUAUGCCUCCAUUGCAAUCGAGAGGAUGCUGAUCAUCAGGAGCGGAGAGGGAAACAAGGCCAUCUUCACACCGCAAGAUGUGCAGCCAUUUGCGGAACAGACGCUGUUGGCGCUCUUUGCCAAGAUCGAGGCUGGAGGUACACCCGAAAAGGUGGCAGAGAACGACUUCUUCAUCAAGUGUGUCAUGCGAGUCCUGACCACCGGCAGGGAACAGUUGGCUCCGGGCUAUCUCACCAUCCUACAACACCUCGGCCAGAUCUUGACGACGAUUGCAAAGAACCCUUCGAAUCCUCGCUUCUCGCAGUUCGCCUUCGAGUCCCUGGCCGCCCUCAUUCGCUUUACCACCAGCGCUGAGCCCUCAAGCUUCGACCAGUUUGAGCAGACGCUCUUCCCACCUUUUACCGAGAUCCUGCAAGGCGAUGUUGCCGAAUUCGUGCCAUAUGUCUUCCAGCUGCUGUCGCAACUCCUUGAGCUGCGACCGGCGGGUCAGCUGCCAGCUUCCUACCAAUCUCUACUGCCCUCGCUGCUAACGCCCACCCUGUGGCAGUCCCGCGGCAAUGUCCCGGCCUUGGUCAGACUUCUGCAAGCCUACCUGACAAAAGCUGCUUCGACGAUGGUUUCCAACAAUCAGAUCCCUGCUGUCCUGGGUAUCUACCAGCAGCUCAUCGCCAGUCGGAUCAAUGACGAGUUCGGCUUCGAGCUGAUGCAGACCGUCUUUGAGAAUGUCGACGAAGCGGCUCUCCAACCCUACCGCCAGGCGAUUAUGACUCUCAUGCUCACUCGUCUUCAGACUUCGCGCACAGAAAAGUUCACAAAGGGCUUCGUCGCAUUCGUCGCCUCUCUAGCCACGAUCCAAAAGGCAGGCGAUGCCUAUCCUGGCGCAGUAGUAGACGCAUUCGAAAGUGUUCAACCAGGUCUCUUCACUCAGAUCAUGCAGGGCGUCAUCCUCCCCGAGCUCAGCAAGACGCCCGCUCGCAGGCGUCCACUGAUCAUCGUCGGCUUUGGCCGCCUGCUGACAGAGAGCGGUCCCCGCCUCCUCGAAGGAGCCAAUGCAGCCGCCGUCUUCCCCGGUACACUCGCCGCACUGGUCAAUCUCUCUACGGAUACGUCCAUUGCACACAAGUCCAUCGAGGCGCAACAGGCAGAGGAAGACGAACUCUUCCUGGAAGACUGGGAAGAACAAAACACCUUCCAGGCUGGUUUCUCUAAAUUGGCCGCUUCUGCUUCUGCGCCUGGAUCUGGCUCCUCGUCAGGAAGAGGAGAUCCAGUCAAGACCAUUGCGGGUGCUCAACCUUUACCUGAUUGGCUAGCCUCACGUGUAGCAGAUUGUUCGCAGCGCUUUCCAGGCAAAGUAGGUCCGUUGCUUGCUGCACUUGAACCUGCGGCGGGACAGAAGUUACAGCAGAUGAUGGCUCUGAAGGGAUUGCAGGUUGCUUAGGUGAGAAAGUGAGAGAUGAUUGUGGGUGGAAGGGUGUAGAGUAGAAGGGAAGAGGGAGAAGGGAAUGAAGGAGGGAGAGAGGAGAGACGUAUGCCAGGGGAGGCUAUCAGGCUUCCUAAAC